Fusarium redolens is the source of this 1173-nucleotide messenger RNA. RefSeq lists its product as uncharacterized. NCBI's taxonomy places the organism in Eukaryota, Fungi, Ascomycota, Sordariomycetes, Hypocreales, Nectriaceae. Bases 1 to 1173 code for a protein of 390 amino acids. The record is from RefSeq and is a predicted model, not a curated record. The transcript has a single exon.
AUGGGUUCUCGAAUAAUGCUACGCUCAAUUAUGCGCACUUGGUUUUCUUCUGACAAGUCUUCUGACUCAGAACCAGAAGUCAGGAUAGAAUCAAUUAGAGGAGAGUGUCCUCAACCAGGCAGAAAUCGACGGCGACUGAAAAAGGAAAAGAAUAAUCCAUUUGGGUUACCCAAGAAACGAACUUAUUGCAGUCAUUGCCACGGUACUAACGGUUAUGGAGACAAUGAUUCUUCUAGGCGUGAGGCAAAAAGUAAAAGUCACAAGGAUCAAGACGCGUCAGGCGGGCAGCAGCAUCGUCUUAGUGAGCAACCGAAGCCUCUGCCUGUGGUUCCACGUCAACGUCCCCCACAAGCAAGAGGCCAACAGUCUCCAUCAGAGGAUACAUCCCUGCAUAUUCAGGGCCACAAUCAGAAACAUAAACGCAGCAAUGUUGUUGAUACCCAAGUAAACGCGUCAAAGAAGCAGAACCAGAAGAAGCAUGGUAUACAUACUCUCUACCAACAGGAUCAGGAACAGGGGAGCAACGAAGCCAUCUUCUUCUCCGACGACCGCUCAAUGAACCGCGAGGCCGUGUCAGAGGUAGUCGACAUGAUAGCUCUGCGCUUCAGCCACAUCCCCUACGCCGUUAGCGGUCUCGCAGCCAUGGUCUACUACGGCUACGAGGCGAGGCCGUACAAAGUGAGCAUCGUGUGUCCCGAGCACACGCGCGAGAACCAAAAGUGCUGGGCCAAGGCGCAGGGCAUGAUCCCGAUACCGCGCCAGCGACACGUCUGGGGCGUCGCGACCUCUGACGGCAUCAUCCAGCAGAUCCGCGUGAGGUUUCCCUACGAUUUCAACGAGAUGCAUGCCCUAAAAAUAGGCACCGCUGGCAGCAACCCCGUCACCAUGUUGUCGCUAGCGGGGCUGGCGGAUGAGCUUGCGAGGACCUAUGUUAAUGAGCUCAAGCACUCAGACCACGACAGGCAGGAGAAUCUGGCGCACGAGAUGAUUUGGAUCCUCAGAAGAAUCAUUCAGUGCAGAUUACCCGAGCAUGCGCUGCGGCCUGAGAGGAUACCUCACCUUAUCAGGGAGACGUUCUGGUUACCCUUCACUCUAUCGUAUCCAGAAUCGGUCCCUUUAUUCGCAAAGGCGGGAUGGAGUAUUCCCAACGAGGGAUGGCUUGAAGAUGAAUGA